AUGUUUUCGGAAAUGGACAAUAAAAUGACAAAACUGGGUCUUUUAUCCUACGGUAUUUCCGCCACCACACUGGAGGAAGUUUUCAUCAAAGUGGCGGAGGCAGACGACGAGAAUCAUCAACAUACAUUGGGCUACAGACGUGCGGAGUCUAAGGAGAUCGACGCGGUGGUUCUACAGACAAGUGGGGUGUUUGUGUCGCACUUAAGAGCGUUGCUUCUCAAACGUUUCCAUCAUGCCAAACGCGAGAAAAAGAUGAUUAUGUACACGACUUUGUACCCAAUUCUACUGCUACUGGCGGGGCUCAUCAUCUUGAAGAGCAGCGGAACCACUUCGGAUGACCCCAACUUGGUACUGAACACGAGUGCGUAUGCCUCGGACAAUGCGACAACGACGCCGUACUACUGCCAAGUUCAAAAGGAUCAGUGGUGUUCUGAAGUCUUUGGCUCGCACUUCUCGGGUGCUAGCGCUCAGGAGCUGGAGAUUGCGUCUCCUGCGUACGAUUCCAACGCUCCGACGGUGUUUGACGUGACUUACUCCGAUCCAGAGAUCAACGCGACGGGCUCUUCUGGGUACGAGCUUCGGAUGGGUCAAAAACUGUACGACCGAAGCUACGGAGGCCAGAGCGACUUAAAGCACGGACAGUACGGCGCGUACUUGGUCUACGGAGACAGCAGCGAGCAGAUUUUCGGCUACAAUCUGCUGGUCAACACGACGGCGACGCACGCUCCGAUCAUCUUCAACGCGCUGAUGGAUCAAGCCAUUUACCGGUUUUUCGCAGUAAAUACCAGUGACGAUGUGGACUUGACGGUGAACAACCAUCCGCUGCCGCUGACUGCAGCGGCCAAGGCGCUUUUUGGCUCCUUCCUGGCGUUCAGCGCCUGCGUGUUCGUGUGCAUCUCGUUCUCGUAUUUCCCGCUCCCCGUGGUGCACCAACAGCUGGUCUCCGGUGUGUCGCUCCCUGCGUUCUGGCUGGCGAAUUAUCUCUGGGAUCUCAUCAUGUACGUGGUGCCGUGUAUCGCGGCUCUUGUCCUGAUUAACGCCUUCGAUAUCUCGGCGUUGACGGGCAAUUCCGAGUGCUCCAGCUGCACUUCGGACACGUUUCCGGCGGAGCACGCGGCGUCGCAGACGUCUACGAUGAAGAUCAACUUCCUCUUGGGCGUUGUCUUAAUGAUCGUAUCGUACAUUCUGGACGUGAUCGAGUCGACGAAAUCGGUGAAUUCGGUGCUGAAAUUCGUGUGGAGAUUGUCGCCUCUGUUCGAUCUCGGCAACGGAUUAUUGUCUUUGGUACUGAACGAGCUGGAUACGCUUCAGGACGGCACGACAGAGAAGAAAAAUCCGUUUAGUACGGAUCUUAUGGGUGCAGAGAUGAUUUAUCUGGUGCUCACAACGAUCCUCUUCUCGGCUGUGGUGUUGGCGAUCGACUACGAGGUGAAAAUCCCUGGUUUCCGAAGGUAUAAUACCGGUUUACAAUCGCGAGUGGUAAGCGGUGGAGUAGACAACGAAGCGGUGAAAGUAUCCGGACUUCGAAAGGUCUACAAAGGAGGCAAAGUAGCGGUGCGAGACUUGUCUUUUGGCUUGAAACGCGGCGAAUGUUUUGGCUUCCUGGGUAUCAACGGAGCUGGUAAGACGACGACCAUGAAGAUGCUCACAGGAGACGUGCAACCUAGUAAGGGAACGGCAACACUGGGAGGCUUCGACAUCCUAGCGCAGCAGCUCGAAGUGCGACGUCAGAUCGGCUACUGUCCCCAGUUUGAUGCGCUCUUUGAGUGUAUGACUGUGCGUGAACAUUUGGAGUUGUUCGCAGCGAUCAAAGGAGUGUCCAGACAAGACACGGAGAUUGUGGUAACCGAGAAGAUCCAGCAGCUGAAUCUCGCAGACUUUGAGCACAAAUUGGCUGGCAGCUUGAGUGGCGGUAACAAGCGCAAGUUGUCGGUGGCAAUUGCACUCAUUGGCAGUCCUCCGAUCGUGUUCCUGGAUGAACCUUCUACCGGUAUGGAUCCGGUAUCUCGUCGGUUUAUGUGGGAUGUCAUUGCAGACAUCUCGACUCGAGGCAAAGAAUCCACGAUUGUGUUGACCACGCAUAGUAUGGAGGAGUGUGAAGCCUUGUGCUCGAAAGUUUGCAUCAUGGUCGGAGGUCGAUUGCGGUGUUACGGGAGUGUACAGCAUCUGAAAUCGAGAUUUGGAGACGGUCUGGUGUUCGACACGAAGUUUGACUCGGUCACUGCUGAAGAGCUGGAAACUCUGGUUCAAAAAGUGUUUGGAGGGGGUGAGAGCUACGUGACAUCGGCGGAUCUGGAAGAGAAGUGCCGCGUCUUUGGUAAUACCGAGCUGGCUGCGUGUAUCACGGCUUCGCAUCCGACUGGUUACAGUCUGGCGGCCGCGAUGGAACGCGACGGCUUCAUCCGAGCCGAGGCGUUUUGCUCCUGGUGUGUGGAGGAGACACGGUUUGGAGCUUUGAGCGACUUUUUACGACAAGCGUUCGGAGAGGAGGGAGUGGCUGUGCUGGAGCGACAGAACGACUUUUGUCGCUUCAAGGUGCGUGGCGACGUAAUACUCUCGAGAAUGUUUGCGCUUAUUGAAGAGAUCAAGACUUCGAUGCACAUUCGGGAGUACAGUGUAUCGCAGACGACGUUGGAGAAGAUCUUUAACUCGUUUGCAAGCCAACAGGAGGAAGAGCAGGGUGUUGCUCGAGGGGUGCUCCAGGGAGUUUAG
Molecule: messenger RNA, 2712 nt
Organism: Phytophthora infestans T30-4
Lineage: Eukaryota; Oomycota; Peronosporomycetes; Peronosporales; Peronosporaceae
Product: ATP-binding Cassette (ABC) Superfamily
Exons: 4
Coding region: 1-2712 (903 amino acids)
Biological process (GO): lipid transport; transmembrane transport
Cellular component (GO): membrane; intracellular membrane-bounded organelle
Molecular function (GO): ABC-type transporter activity; lipid carrier activity; ATP hydrolysis activity
Source: RefSeq, a predicted model, not a curated record